This is a messenger RNA of Dalotia coriaria, 2796 nucleotides long. RefSeq names its product transport protein Sec23 (gene Sec23). The transcript has 7 exons. The record is from RefSeq and is a predicted model, not a curated record. NCBI's taxonomy places the organism in Eukaryota, Metazoa, Arthropoda, Insecta, Coleoptera, Staphylinidae. The coding region runs from base 159 to 2504 and encodes 781 amino acids. Gene Ontology annotation, molecular function: zinc ion binding; GTPase activator activity. Gene Ontology annotation, cellular component: COPII vesicle coat; endoplasmic reticulum exit site. Gene Ontology annotation, biological process: intracellular protein transport; COPII-coated vesicle budding; endoplasmic reticulum to Golgi vesicle-mediated transport.
GUUGGCAGCGCAGGUUAUAACCAAUCUACGUGUUUUGUCAUUUGCGUCAGUGAGCGACGGGUGACGUGGAGUUGGUGCCGUGUUUUGAAAAUUUCUCGCAGAAAAGCGGAAAUUUCUGCACAAAAUCAACGUACCAUCGUGUUUAAAACAAAACCAAGAUGGCGACGUUUGAUGAAUAUAUCCAACAAAACGAGGACCGGGAUGGUGUGCGUCUAACAUGGAAUGCUUGGCCAUCAAGUAGAAUUGAAGCAACAAGACUUGUAGUUCCUUUGGGUUGCUUGUAUCAACCCUUAAAAGAACGCCCGGACCUGCCGGUGAUUCAAUAUGAUCCGGUCCUCUGCACACGGAACAAUUGCCGUGCGAUUUUAAAUCCUCUCUGUCAGGUUGACUACAGAGCCAAGCUGUGGGUUUGCAACUUUUGUUUCCAGAGAAAUCCAUUUCCACCACAAUAUGCAGCUAUUUCUGAGCAACAUCAACCAGCUGAGUUGAUGCCCAACUUCUCCACAUUGGAAUACACCAUAACCAGAGCCCAAUGCAUGCCACCAAUCUACAUUUAUGUUGUGGAUACAUGCAUGGAUGAUGAAGAACUUGGUGCAUUGAAAGAUUCUCUUCAAAUGUCCCUCAGUCUGAUGCCACCAAACGCGCUCAUAGGUUUGAUUACAUUUGGUAAAAUGGUGCAGGUUCAUGAACUUGGCACUGACGGCUGCAGCAAGAGCUACGUUUUCAGGGGAACGAAAGAUUUAACCGCGAAACAAAUUCAAGACAUGUUGGGUAUCGGUAAAGUAUCACCAAUGACUCCACAGCAACAACAGCAGAUGCGUGGUCCACAAGGUCAGCAACAAAUCGUACCACCAGCGAAUCGUUUUAUCCAACCCUUAGCGAAAUGCGACAUGAGUUUGACUGAUCUCAUCGGUGAACUGCAAAAAGAUCCAUGGCCAGUCCCACAAGGCAAGCGCUCAUUGAGAUCAACCGGUGCAGCGUUAUCUAUCGCUGUUGGUUUGUUAGAAUGCACGUAUGCUAACACAGGCGCUAGGAUUAUGAUGUUUUUGGGUGGGUCGUGCUCGCAGGGUCCCGGGCAAGUCGUCAAUGACGAUUUGAAACAACCGAUUCGUUCCCAUCACGAUAUACAUAAAGAUAACGCGAAAUAUAUGAAAAAAGCGAUUAAACACUACGAAGCGCUUGCGAUGCGUGCGGCUAGCAAUAGCCAUUGCGUAGAUAUUUAUUCUUGUGCGUUGGAUCAGACUGGUUUAAUGGAAAUGAAACAAUGUUGUAAUUCGACUGGCGGUCACAUGGUAAUGGGCGAUUCUUUUAAUUCGUCGCUUUUCAAGCAGACAUUCCAGCGCGUUUUCGCUAAAGAUGCCAAAGGAGAUCUCAAAAUGGCUUUUAACGGUACUCUAGAAGUGAAAUGUUCUAGAGAAUUAAAGGUACAAGGCGGUAUUGGGUCCUGUGUUUCAUUGAAUGUGAAAAGUCCACUUGUAAGUGAUACAGAAAUCGGUAUGGGUAACACUGUUCAAUGGAAAAUGUGCACGUUGAAUCCGAGCACAUCCAUUGCGUUGUUCUUUGAAGUUGUAAAUCAACACGCUGCGCCUAUUCCACAAGGUGGCAGAGGGUGUAUUCAGUUCAUAACACAGUAUCAACAUUCAAGCGGACAGAGGAGGAUUAGAGUGACGACUAUUGCGCGAAAUUGGGCGGAUGCCAACGCGAAUAUUCAUCAUAUCAGCGCUGGGUUUGAUCAGGAAGCAGCGGCGGUGAUGAUGUCACGUAUGGUUGUCUACAGGGCGGAAUCUGAUGAUGGGCCAGAUGUUCUUAGAUGGGUUGAUCGCAUGCUUAUUAGAUUGUGUCAAAGAUUUGGAGAAUACAACAAAGACGACCCCAAUAGUUUCCGUCUGAACGAAAACUUCAGUCUGUAUCCGCAAUUCAUGUACCAUUUGCGACGCUCGCAGUUUUUGCAAGUUUUCAAUAACUCUCCGGAUGAGACUUCGUACUAUCGCCAUAUGUUGAUGAGAGAGGACUUAACACAGUCUCUGAUUAUGAUCCAACCGAUUCUGUACAGUUACAGCUUCAAUGGUCCACCUGAACCUGUCUUGUUAGAUACCAGCUCUAUUCAACCGGAUAGAAUCUUGCUUAUGGACACGUUUUUCCAGAUUUUAAUUUUCCACGGAGAGACUAUUGCGCAAUGGAGAAAUUUGAAGUAUCAAGACAUGCCAGAGUACGAAAACUUCCGGCAGUUGCUCCAGGCACCCGUUGAUGACGCGCAGGAGAUUUUAUCUACGCGUUUCCCGAUGCCUCGUUACAUUGAUACUGAACAGGGUGGCUCACAGGCUAGAUUCCUCCUCUCCAAGGUUAAUCCUAGCCAGACCCACAACAAUAUGUACGCCUAUGGCGGGGGUAUGCCAGGCACGAUGACAUCAAUGGAUGGUGGUGCUCCGGUGUUGACCGAUGACGUGUCUCUGCAAGUGUUUAUGGAUCAUCUGAAGAAACUGGCUGUUUCAUCGACGGCUUAAAUGUGGCGUCAUACAAUGAAUUACAAUUCUUUUGCGUUCGAUAAUAUAUAUUUGAUGAAGAGAAAACAAUAACAGGUGGAGAUGAAAUUAUAGAUCACAGAGAUAUUAUUUAUGUAGGUAAUGUUCAAGUCGAUGCAACAACACACUGAAAAUUAUAUAUUACCUUUAGUAUUUGAUUCAAUGUUUAGGAGAAAAUUUAUUCGAGGCAGAUUUAAAUUUAAUGAGGAAAAUAAUUUUUAUUCACAUAUUGCAUGGUGUCUAUUGUAUUAAUUUAAUAAAAUAAUGAAUAUUA